AGCAGGUGCCCAGCUCCAAGAUCUGGCUGAGCCAGCCGCCUUCCGGACAUGCUGAGGAGCGCCCUGCUGUGCGCCGCGCUCGCGCUCGCGCUCGCGCUCGUGCGAGCCCAGCCCUUUCCCUGCCCCGGAACCUGCAAGUGCGUGGUCCGCGAUGCCGCGCAGUGCUCCGGCGGCAGCGUGGCUCACCUCGCCGAACUGGGUCUGCCCACGAACCUCACACACAUCCUGCUCUUCCGAAUGGACCGGGGCGUACUGCGGAACCACAGCUUCAGUGGCAUGACGGUGCUGCAGCGCCUGAUGCUCUCAGACAGCUACGUUUCCGCCAUCGACCCAGGCACCUUCAAUGACCUGAUAAACCUAAAAACCCUCAGGCUGACGCGCAACAGAAUCUCUCAUCUUCCACGUGCGAUCCUGGAUAAGAUGGUGCUCCUGGAACAGCUGUUCUUGGAUCACAAUGCACUAAGGGACCUUGACCAAAACCUGUUUCAGAAACUGCUUAACCUGCAGGAGCUCUGUCUGAACCAGAACCAGCUCUCCUUCCUUCCCGCUAACCUUUUCUCCAGCCUGGGGAAGCUGAAGGUGUUGGAUUUAUCGCGGAACAACCUGACCCACCUGCCCAAGGGAUUGCUGGGGGCACAAGUUAAGCUUGAGAAACUGCUGCUCUACUCAAACCAGCUCGCUUCUGUGGAUUCGGGGCUGCUGGGCAGCCUCGGCGCCCUGACAGAGCUGCGGCUGGAGCAGAAUCAGCUCCGCUCCAUCGCCCCCGGCGCCUUCGACCGCCUCGGAAACCUGAGCACCCUGACUCUGUCGGGAAACCGCCUGGGGUCUCUGCCGCCCGCGCUCUUCCUGCACGCGAGCAGCGUGACCCGGCUGACCCUGUUCGAAAACCCCCUGGAGGAGCUCCCGGAGGUGCUGUUCGGGGAGAUGGCCGGCCUCCGCGAGCUGUGGCUGAACGGCACGCAGCUGCGCACGCUGCCCGCCGCCGUCUUCCGCAACCUGAGCGGCCUGCAGACGCUGGCGGUGACGGGCAACCCGCGCCUGGGCGCGCUCCCGCGCGGCGCGUUCCGCGGGCUGCCGGAGCUGCGCGCGCUCGCGCUGCACGCCAACGCCCUGGCGGAGCUCCCGGAGGACGCGCUGCGCGACCUCGGCCGCCUGCGCCAGGUGUCGCUGCGCCACAACCGGCUGCGGGCCCUGCCCCGGGCGCUCUUCCGCAACCUCAGCAGCCUCGAGACCGUGCGGCUCGAGCACAACCAGCUGGAGACGCUGCCGGGGGACGUGUUCGCGGCCCUUCCAUGA
Molecule: messenger RNA, 1296 nt
Organism: Psammomys obesus (fat sand rat)
Lineage: Eukaryota; Metazoa; Chordata; Mammalia; Rodentia; Muridae
Gene: Gp5
Product: glycoprotein V platelet
Exons: 2
Coding region: 49-1296 (415 amino acids)
Molecular function (GO): protein binding
Source: RefSeq, a predicted model, not a curated record